AUGAGCUUCGUGGAACACGCAUAUUCACGCGCCUCAUCGACCCCCACUUCUAUUGCCCCGCCAGUAGGCUCUGCUCGGCCGCAGAACGAUAUACCGGCUUACCUCUCCUCUUCACGCGCCGACCUCACCUCUUCCUCUGCCAUGACGUCCCCGAAUGCCUUCGCUCCCGACUCACACUCCUAUAGCCGCCCGGCAGAACCGAUGACCGAUCCACGCUCCGCGCCGGAUUCACCGCGAUUACAACCUACACAUCAAUCAAUGCAGUCCGUGCCGGGAUCCGAAGUCAAUUCUCCGAGUCGCAUUCGAGUCCAGAGCUUGUCUCACAUCCAGAGGCUCGCCAAUGAUGAUGUCGUAGGGUCGCGAGGAUCGCAAACGUCCAGGGCUGGGUCGCAGCGACAGUACGAGAUCAGCUCCAUGCCGGUCACGGAGAUCAUCGAGAUGGUCGCUGGACUCCUCACCAAGAUCACCACCUCGAACGAUUUGCAUCACGAACAUGUCCAUCGCCACAUCCCGCCACCGGAUGGCACCUCAAAUCUCAGUCCACAGGCCACCAGCGUCCUCGCAUUCCACGGCAAAAACGUCCCCAGCAUCACGAUCCUCAGCUACCUCACUCGUAUACACAAAUAUUGCCCUACGACCUACGAGGUGUUCCUGAGCUUGUUGGUCUACUUUGACCGCAUGACGGAGCUGGUCAACAGAGGGAAACUCGACCACCUGCAGCGUCGCUGGGUCCCUUCAGAAGACUCAGAUCCAUCUUCGGCAUCACCUACAUCGCAGCAAAUGCACGACUCGCCUAUGGUGACGCCUCCAUCCUCUACUGGUUUAGCUGCGCAGGAUCCGCAGGGGCCGAACUCCAUUUCGCCGGGUCUCUCUCCCCAGUCUGACGCCGAGACCCUUUCACAUUUCUUCGUCGUUGAUAGCUUUAAUAUCCAUCGACUGGUCAUCGCAGGAGUGACCUGUGCGAGCAAGUUUUUCUCUGACGUGUUCUACACUAAUUCACGUUACGCGAAGGUUGGAGGUCUCCCAUUAAUAGAGCUCAAUCACCUGGAACUUCAGUUCCUGCUCUUGAACGACUUCCGACUCGCCAUUACCGUUGAAGAGCUGGAGGCAUACGGAACAAUGCUCGUAGAGUUCUACGCGCGCGAGGUCGUGACGCAACAACAACAACAGCACCAGAUGAGCUUACCACGACCCAUCGACCCGGCCCGCGAUCCAAACUCAGAUGCGAUGUACAUGCGAUCCCGCGACAAGUACCGCGACCAUCCAGAAGUCGGCCAGACCCCGACUCCACCAUAA
Messenger RNA from Penicillium antarcticum, 1296 nucleotides. Its product is annotated as putative cyclin-dependent protein kinase complex component. The record is from RefSeq and is a predicted model, not a curated record. The coding region runs from base 1 to 1296 and encodes 431 amino acids. The transcript is spliced from 2 exons. Gene Ontology annotation, biological process: regulation of cyclin-dependent protein serine/threonine kinase activity. Gene Ontology annotation, cellular component: nucleus; cyclin-dependent protein kinase holoenzyme complex. NCBI's taxonomy places the organism in Eukaryota, Fungi, Ascomycota, Eurotiomycetes, Eurotiales, Aspergillaceae. Gene Ontology annotation, molecular function: protein kinase binding; cyclin-dependent protein serine/threonine kinase regulator activity.